UUCUCCCUUGGUGGGUCUCUCUCUCCUGGCCGUAAUGGUGGUGAAUGCGAGGAGAAGGUGUUGACCCUGUCUUCGAUCGAGACAGCUGAUCCUUGGACCGUUCUGCCUUGGUUUGGCACGCUCACUGUAGCUCAGAAUAAAGAGGCGGUGACAAGCAAUGAUGGAGUAGUAGUAGAAGAAGGCUUGCUGGGGGAGGAAAGGGAAAGGAAGACGGCAUUCAUUCCCUGCACAAUGCAGAAGCCGUUGCUACUUCUGCUCUCCGCUGCGCUGCUCCUCUCGUGUGCUGCUGUUCCUGCGUCAGCCGCCGUGGUGGCCUCCGACGCCGCUGCUCUCCUGGCCUUCAAGGCCAAGGCCGACCCCAGUAACCGCCUGGCCUUCUUCCCCGCCGCCAACGACUCCUCCGACGACCACUGCCGUUGGCCCGGCGUCGGGUGCUCCGGUGACGGCAGGGUCGUGCGGCUCGUCCUCGAGGCCGCCGGUCUCCAUGGCGCCUUCGCCAGCGGCACCCUCGACCGGCUCAACCAGCUCCGCGUCCUCAGCCUCAAGGCCAACUCCCUCGCCGGGCCCGUCCCCGACCUCUCCCGGCUGCUCAACCUCAAGGCCCUCUUCCUCGGCCGCAACCGCUUCGGCGGCUCCUUCCCGGCCUCCGUCCUCUCUCUGCACCGCCUCCGCACCCUCGAUUUGUCCAACAACCACCUCUCCGGCCCGAUCCCGCCGGCGCUCGCCGCGCUCGACCGGCUCUACGUCAUCCGCCUCGAGUCCAAUCGCUUCAGCGGCUCCAUCCCGCCCUUCAACCAGUCCUCCCUUAAGAACUUCAAUGUCUCCUACAAUAACUUCUCCGGCGCAGUCCCGGUCACGGCCACAUUGUCCUCGUUCGAUGCCUCGGCGUUCUCCGGCAACCCAGGGCUGUGCGGCGAGGUCGUCAGGAAGGAGUGCGGCUCCCAUUUCCUUUUCUUUCACCGUGGCGGAGGCGGCGGCAGCAGCAGCAGCAGCAGCAACGGCAGCGGCAAUGGCUCACGCAUCGCCCCGCCGCCGGUGAAUACGCUGCGCGGGAAGCACGAGGAGAUACUCCUCCCCGGCUCAGAUUCGCCAUCGCAGAAGAUGCACAAAAGAGCCGUCGUCGCGAUCGGGUUCUUGGCCGGCUCGCUCCUCGUGAUCGGAAUCUUCGGUGUCUCCCUGGUGAUGCAGAAGCGGCGAAGGAAGAUGAAGCAGGGGGAGAUCCUGAGCCCGGUGAAGCACAACAACAAUAACAACAACGGCGGCGUGGACGCCUCCCCGGAGCCGAACGUGGAGAGCUACAACCAGGAGAUCGAGAGCGGGAACAACGAGCUCAUAGCGGCAGCGGCGCUGGCUAUGUCGGAGGAGAAGGUGAAGAAGCUGGCCAAGAGCGGGUGCUUGGUGUUCUGCGCCGGGGAGGCGCAGGUCUACAGCUUGGAGCAGCUAAUGAAGGCGUCGGCGGAGAUGUUGGGCAGGGGGAGCGUGGGGACGACGUACAAGGCGGUGCUGGAUGAGAGGCUGAUAGUGACUGUGAAGAGAUUGGAUGCGGCCAAGCUGGGGGCGACGGGGAAGGAGGCGUUCGAGCGGCACAUGGACAUGGUGGGGAGGCUCCGGCACCCGAACCUGGUGCCAUUGCGGGCGUAUUUCCAGGCCAAGGAAGAGAGGCUGCUGGUCUACGACUACCAGCCCAAUGGCAGCCUUCACUCCCUUAUUCAUGGCUCAAGAUCCACACGGCCGAAGCCCCUUCACUGGACCUCAUGCCUAAAGAUCGCGGAAGAUGUUGCACAAGGCCUUGCAUACGUCCACCAAGCCUCUCGAUUAGUGCAUGGCAACAUUAAAUCGUCCAACGUCCUUCUCGGUUCCGAGUUUGAGGCUUGCCUGGCCGACAACUGUCUCUCCUUCCUUGUGGAACCAUCGGAGAGCCAAGACAGCUCAGGAUACCGAGCUCCCGAAACCAGAAAAUCUAAUGACCAGCUAACCGUGAGAUCAGACAUCUAUGCAUUUGGUGUGUUACUGCUGGAGCUCCUCACCGGGAAACCUCCUUUGCAACAGCCACUCCUAAUGGCAACCGAUCUGCCUGCCUGGGUUCGAUCAACAAGAGAAGAUGGAGCGGAUGAUGAACGCCUGAUGAUGAUCAUCGACAUCGCCGCAGCCUGUGUUCAGCUUUCCCCAGAUAGUCGGCCAACCACAUGGCAGGUACUGAAAAUGAUUCAGGAAGUGAAGGAGGCCGACACAGGCGACAACGAUAGUGAUUCAGCAUCACUUUCCUAGAUCCAGAACAGAUGCCCAUAUCUUGUGGUCUUUGUUCAUGGAAUCUUUUUUCUAUCAUAGGGAUAGAUGUACCGUCAAACCAUACAUGCCAGAGGAUGUGCUAAAAGAUCAUUUAGUAGUGUUAUGGCUGUUUGCUUGAAGUCUCUCUUCUGUGGUUCUCAGGAGAAGAGCCCCAAGUCCGGUGGCAGGGUUCCUUGGAGAUACUGCUCAGAAGUCCAUUUCUCUUGUACCAUAUCAGCAGUAUCAGCCAAACCAGUGGUGUAAAAGGUAUUAGCUACAGUCAGGUUAAAUAAAGAUCAGAUUGGGACUCUUCAGAGGGUGCAAAAGAGAUUAUAAUUAUUGUUA
Messenger RNA from Musa acuminata AAA Group (dessert banana), 2613 nucleotides. Its product is annotated as probable inactive receptor kinase At5g67200. The record is from RefSeq and is a predicted model, not a curated record. The transcript is spliced from 2 exons. Gene Ontology annotation, molecular function: protein kinase activity; ATP binding; protein binding. Lineage: Eukaryota; Viridiplantae; Streptophyta; Magnoliopsida; Zingiberales; Musaceae. Gene Ontology annotation, biological process: protein phosphorylation. The coding region runs from base 232 to 2268 and encodes 678 amino acids.